Molecule: messenger RNA, 429 nt
Organism: Prunus mume (Japanese apricot)
Lineage: Eukaryota; Viridiplantae; Streptophyta; Magnoliopsida; Rosales; Rosaceae
Source: RefSeq, a predicted model, not a curated record
AUGGCUUUGUCUAUCACUCUCACGACCGGGACAAGGGUUAGCCAUCAAGAAGAAGAAGGCAAAUCCCCUUUCACCGACUCAUGGAAAGAGCAACUGUCGGCUGACGACGAGAGGGUGAGUCGCUUCCUUGCUGAAAAGGAUCUGGUAGCAAGAAGCCUUAAAGCAGCUUCCCAGUGCAACAAGGACUAUGACACAUGCCCCAACGUGCUGCCGGGCCAUAGGAACUUCACCUGCUGCAACCACAAGUGCGUGGAUUUGUCCGUAAACAAGGACAACUGUGGUGCAUGCAAGAAGAAGUGCAAGUACACGCAGUCGUGUUGCGGAGGGCAGUGCGUGGACCUGAGUUCUGACAAGAGGCAUUGUGGCCUGUGCAACCAUCCCUGCCAGAAUGGAGCGUCUUGUGUGUAUGGUCUUUGUGAUUAUGCGUGA